AUGGAUUGCGCUGUAUCAUCUGCAGCCAUCGUUCAAACAGUUAUUGAGCUGAUGGACUCGGACAGUGAAGACGAGGACUUCGACGAUGUUGUCACAAUUCUAGCGCUGAUGCUAAUUAGGUUGCAACGCAAUAGAAUUCCUAAGUACUGUGAAGAGGUCGUGAGUCGCUACUUUGAUUUUGAAUUUAAAAGACUUUUCCGCCUAUCGCGCGAGACUUUUGAUAGACUUGCUACCGCAUACAUGGCGUCGCCGUUCUUCCCGAGCGCGACAAGAGGACGUCCAAGGGUUAGUGCCGAAAAGACAUGCUUGGUGGUUUUGUGUUACUUGGGUGGACAGUGCAGUAUGUACUCUUUGGCUGACCGCUUCGACCUUGCCGUGUCGACUGUACACAGCUGUGUCGUGCGAAUGUUGGAUUUCCUCAGCAGUAUCAGUGAGGAGGUUAUUGCGUGGCCUGGCCGGCAGGAGCAGGAGCGCAGCAAGGCGAGCUUCCUCGCAAAAUCCGGUGGCAAGGGGCCCCAAAACACAGUAGGCUUUAUUGAUGGCUGCCACGUCGAGAUCAACAAGCCGACGGAAUCUCCUCAUCCUUACUACAGCCGAAAGAAGUGGCCUUCAAUUUUGCUGCAAGGCAUUGUCAAUGACAGAAACAAGUUCCUGGAUGUAUUUAUUGGAUUCCCUGGCUCGGCACACAACGCAAGGGUGCUGCGUGAAAGCCCUUUCUUUGAAGAAGCCGCGUUGAAAUGCUGCAAUGGAUAUAUCCUUGGAGAUUCAGCAUAUCCCCUCCUACCAUGGCUGAUGACGCCUUACCGAGACAGCGAGGCUACUUUCCCGUCGUGGAAGAAAAAGUUCAACGUGGUUCAUUCGCAGCAAAGAGUUGCAGUUGAGAAUGCUUUCGGAUUGCUGAAGCAGCGCUUCAGGCGGCUGUAUCUCGUCGAUGCUGUAAGCAUCAAACAGUGUGUACUUACUGUCAUGGGUGCAUGUGUUCUGAACAACUUGUGCAAUGAAGAGAGAGAUUUUUUUGACGAACUGCGGCAGCUGCCAGUGCAAGAAGAAGUUGUCAAUGAUGAAGACACCGAUAUCUUCAUUGACCGUAGUGUGGCAGGAUUCAGCGAGAGCUUGCGAGAAAAUAUUGCUCAGAAUCAGUGCUGA
This is a messenger RNA of Dermacentor albipictus, 1146 nucleotides long. RefSeq lists its product as uncharacterized. The record is from RefSeq and is a predicted model, not a curated record. Lineage: Eukaryota; Metazoa; Arthropoda; Arachnida; Ixodida; Ixodidae.